AUGAUGACAACUCUACGGAUUGUAGUAGCAGUGAUCCUUUGGACCUUGUGUUCAAUCGAGGUCUCCUCCUCCCAAUCCUCAGUCUCGUUCCAAGCGUUUCCCAACAUUUCUGCGUGCCAUGACAAAUCAGGGACCGAAAAUUCUCUCAUUCCACUGUCACCCACAAGCACAUUCGAAGAAUGCCUGGAUCUAGCGGCAAACCGUUCGUGCUACUCGGUCUGCUGGUCCAAACAAGCAAAAGCCGACAAUUGCCAUUGUCACGUGACGCCCAUUUGGAUGCCUCUGCCAAACACUUCCGUGGAUUCCGCCGUUCUCGAUUGGCCCUGUACCAGCCCGAAGGAUUGCUCGUACAAUGGCAUUUGCCAUACUACUAGUAGUAGUAGUACUCCGAAAUGCCACUGCCAUGCCGGAUGGGAUGGAGUACGAUGCGGAGCACUGCAAUUCCUUCCCGUCGACAAGGACACUCCUGGAUUCCGUCAAGUCAAUGCCACGACAAGACACAAUAAUAUCAGUACGUGGGGAGCAUCCAUUCUAUGGGACCACCAAACGCAACAAUGGCACGGAUGGGUUUCGGAAAUCGUCAAUGAAUGUGGCAUUAAUGCGUGGAACGUAAAUUCGCAAAUUGUCCACAUUACCAGUCAUCAUGGCAGUCCAAGUGGUCCCUUUCAACGACAAGAUAUCUUUGCCACUCCCUUUGCACACGAACCCAGCGUCACGAGAGGACCUCGAGGCGAAUGGGUCAUGCUCUAUUCGGCAUACAACAACCUCACUCGUCACAUCACUCAUCAUCACGAAGGAUACAAUGCCAGCACGUGGCAACGAGUGGCGUGUACCAAUUGCAGUCAAGGAGCCAGUCUCUCUCCAGUGGGGAGCAAGGGAUGUCCCUUUCAACGAGGGCAACCCACGAAACUCAAUCAUCUCUACAUUCAAAUGAUGGCGAUUGCAUCCCACCCCAAUGGGCCUUGGAGACACGUCGAAAUACCCAAAUUGACCAUGCCGUGGGAUUGGAAUACUGCCAUGACCAUUCGCCCAAAUAGUGAAGAGGCCAUUGCCCUGAUUCGAGGUGGUAUGGUAUGGCACGCCCACCAAUACGAUGAUCCCCACAGUUGGCAUCCACUCAAUGGUCGUGCUGAUCCAGAUGAUGAUCACCAACCAUCUCCACACUGGCCAAUUCCCGUCGAAGAUCCAUACAUUUGGUACGAUGACACGAAUGGCGUCUACCAUGCACUGGCGCAUUGCUUUGACCCCUUUUUUGGAGUGCAUGCCUAUGCCGCCGACGACAAACACCACCACAACCAUUCUUCUUUGAAACUAUUGAAUUGGACCGUCACGGGAGUUGCCUAUGACAAUGUCGUUCACUUUACCGAUGGGACCCAGUACGCCUUUGGCCGUCGGGAACGACCCUUUUUGAUUUGGGGCAAAAUGGGACAACUCGUGGCUCUGUCCAAUGGAGUCGCCUAUGGGACACCCAAUCCAUUUGCUGUGGGCCAUGACAUGACAUUUACACUGAUAGCGCCCAUUGUGCAGCAACAACAAGAAGCAGUCACCAAGUGA
Seminavis robusta is the source of this 1554-nucleotide messenger RNA. The record is from the annotation of a GenBank genome assembly. NCBI's taxonomy places the organism in Eukaryota, Bacillariophyta, Bacillariophyceae, Naviculales, Naviculaceae.